Didymella exigua CBS 183.55 is the source of this 1914-nucleotide messenger RNA. Its product is annotated as MFS general substrate transporter. The coding region runs from base 1 to 1914 and encodes 637 amino acids. The record is from RefSeq and is a predicted model, not a curated record. The transcript has a single exon. Gene Ontology annotation, biological process: transmembrane transport. Gene Ontology annotation, molecular function: transmembrane transporter activity. Lineage: Eukaryota; Fungi; Ascomycota; Dothideomycetes; Pleosporales; Didymellaceae.
AUGCCCGAGAAGACGGCCAUAGAGCCGCAAAAGUCCACAAUGGACGUCGAGUCGGGAAGACAAGGCAUUCCACAUUGGACGAUGAUCCUUGAUCAGGGUGUCGUCACCGAAGAUGUUAAGAACUGGGAGUACGAAGGCUCUGGCACAGAAGAGGACCCUUUCGCCGUCGAAUGGCUACCAAACGACCCCCGCAACCCCAUGACGUUUACAAAGACGAAGAAGUGGCUUAUGACCAUCGCUGUCGCCAACUCCGUUCUCGUUGUUUCUUUCUGCUCGUCGGCGUUUUCUGGAGGUAUCCAGCACAUCAUGAUCGAGUUUAGCGUUAGUCAGGAGAUCGUCACGCUCGGAUUAUCGCUCUUCGUAUUGGGUUUCGCUCUUGGACCGCUCCUAUGGGCUCCCUUCUCCGAAAUGUAUGGACGACAGAUUGUUUUCGCCGGUAGUUACCUCUGCUUCAUGGCCUUCAAUGCUGCCGUUGCCGGUGCUGGAAACAUUUGGUCCGUUCUGAUCCUCCGAUUUUUCGCCGCCGCUUUCGGAUCCAGUCCUCUCACCAAUGCUGGAGGGGUCAUCGCUGAUCUUUUCAACGCCAACGAGCGUGGCCUGGCAAUGAGCAUUUUCUCUGCUGCGCCAUUCAUGGGUCCUGUGCUCGGUCCUAUCAUUGGAGGCUUCUUAGGUAUGAAUGAGGGUUGGCGCUGGGUCAACGGCCUUAUGGCUAUCUGGUCUGGAGUCCUCCUUGUUGUUACCGCCUGCCUCGUCCCCGAAACAUACCCUCCUGUUCUGCUCCGCAAGCGCGCCGAGAGGCUCUCCAAGAUUACUGGAAAGGUCUACAGGUCCCGCACUGAUAUUGAUCAAGGCAAGAUUUCCCUUGGCGAAGCGUUCUCGACUGGUCUCAAGCGUCCCUGGAUCCUCCUAUUCUGCGAACCGAUCGUCCUGCUACUGUCGCUCUACCAUGCCAUCAUCUACGGUAUCCUCUACAUGCUGUUCGGUGCUUUUCCUAUUGUCUACCGUCAGGGCCGUGGCUGGAACGAGGGCAUUAGCGGCCUUCCUUUCGUCGCAGUUGCCAUUGGCGUUGUGUCUGCCAUCGCCUACGUCAUUCUCGUCGACAACAAGCAGUACAUGAAGAAGGUCAACGAGUCCGGCAAGGGCUACACCACACCUGAGGCACGCCUGCCCAUGUGCAUCAUCGGUGGUAUUGUCCUUCCUCUCGGUCUCUUCUGGUUCGCCUGGACCAACUCGCCCAGCCUCCCAUGGGCUGCUAGUGUAUGCGCCGCCAUUCCCUUUGGCUUCGGCAUGGUCCUCAUUUUCCUGUCCAUCAUGAACUACCUCAUCGACUCUUACACCAUCUUUGCGGCUUCUGUCCUGGCUGGUAACGGUAUCAUCCGAUCCGUCUUUGGUGCCGCCUUCCCUCUCUUCACAAAGCAGAUGUAUGACAGUCUCGGUAUCCACUGGGCGUCCUCUGUCCCCGGAUUUCUCGCCCUCGCCUGCAUUCCGCUGCCCUUCCUCUUCUACAAGUAUGGAGCCAGCAUCCGAAAGAAGUGCAAGUACGCCGCGCAGUCUGAGGCCUUCAUGGAGAAAAUGCGUGGCCAAGCGGAAGCUCGUGCGCAACAAGAAGCCGCUGCUGGAGGCGACUCCGCCGAUACAUCCCGCGCCGCCACACUCGCUGUCGAAGAUGAGGCAGAACACGAUGUGUACGAUGACAGCGCUCCUCAUUUCGCUGAGAUGAAGACCGAGAAGGAGACCGAGAACCCUCUUAAGAAGGUCUCGACAGGACGCUCGACAAGGAGCAGGAAGUCGGUCAACCCUGUUGAGGAGUACUACGAUAACCCAUAUGAGAUCGACCGUGUCCACACAAGAGAGAGUUUUGCUACAGGCCGCGGGAGGGCCAACAGCACAAAGAGCAAGAAGUCGACGAAGUAG